ACGUGGUUUUCAACUUUAUGUUACAUUUCUCUCAUAUGUGCUGCUUUUUGCACAGCAGAAAUGGAAAAUCAAAUGUUUCUAUACAGCACAUCUGUUGGAAGCAUGUCGAAGCUGGUGCAAAUGGAAAAUAAGCUGAUGAGUCGUUUGCAAGUUAUUGCCAAGGACAUGCAGCAAAAGCUAAAUAUGAUAAGGCUCUUCCAGCAAAUGUUGAAGCGUUCACCCGAGGACAGUUACGAAAAGCACGAGGAAUUUGUGGCAAAUCCGCUAAACGCAUUCGCACUACUUCGAAGGUUGCAGCAGGAUUGGCCCAAGUGGCUGAUGUAUCUGAAGACUCAACCCGAAAUAGAAGAGAUGCAGCAGGAGAUGCAGAAGGCGCCAAGCGAGAAAGAUUUGCAGACAGCAAUAAAAGGCUUGCUGCGCAUUGAGAGAGUCUAUGAUCUAGAGUCAUCGCACAUGGCCAAGGGCCUGUUACUAGGCAAACAAUACGAGUGGGUAGAGUAUAGACCGGCUAGCUCUUAAGCUAGAAUUCACUUGGAGAUUUUCUCUUCUUCGCUGCAGCUCAUUUCUCACUUCGCCCGACUGCGAAGCCUUGGCGGACAAUCUCUUUAAUCGCACCGAGUAUUCGAGAUCUACGCACUGGUACCGCACUGCAAUACGCCUGUACAAAAAGCCAUAUGGAAAACUGUACAAUCGUGUGCUGGGCUUAAAGCGCAAGGGACUCAACAGAAAGUAUGCCCAGGCAAUUGUCUACGAUCCGGAUGUCUCACAGGAGCCGCAAGUGGCUGGUGUAGCGCCCGAAUGGAAAGAUAAUGUAGAUAAUGUCAUCAAGCAACUCGUCAGUCAGUCCAGUAGCGACCAAAUCCAAUAUAUGGUCGAUAAGUAUCUGGCAGUGGACGAGCAAAUUUUCAUUGAUCAGCGAGCUAAACACAAAGCAAAGCCCAAUGCAGUGGAGAAGGGCUGUCGCGGACUGUGGCCAAAGCGGGAGACCCAUCCGUUGACCUGUCGCUACGUUCAGAGGAGCUCGGACUAUCUCAUGCUGGCACCUCUGAAGAUGGAAAUCCUGAGUGUGGAACCCUUAAUACAGCUAUAUCACGAUGUCCUGCACGACUCUGAAAUCGAAGCUGUUAAAAAUGCGACAAAUCAUCGGGAAAUGGUUGAGAAUGUGGCCAGCACAGUAAAAUCGAUUACAUUGAAGGAUGCGCCACAUACACAAAACAUAAAUCGUAGAAUUACAGAUAUGACAGGCUUGGAUAUGGCACAGAAUAAAGCGCUUCAUUUGCUCAACUUUGGCCUGGGCGGUUAUCUGGGUAAACAGAUGAAGUUGCAAGGCAAUCGCAUAGCUACAGUAAUUUUCUACGCUAGCGAUGUUCUGCUCGGUGGCGCUACCAUAUUUCCAAGGCUGCAGCUCGUCGUGAAGCCAAAAAGAGGCACAGCCUUGUUGUGGUACAAUUUGAAUGUAGGGGGUAAACCGGAUCCGCUGACAAGGCAUGCCGUCUGUCCUGUGGUCGUGGGUUCCAGAUGGGCUUUAUCGAAGUGCAUAGAAGAUCAACAGCAGCUGCCCAAGAAGCUGUGCCUGGCCUGAAUAUCGAGUUUUCUUAUAAAAGAUAAAAUGUUAAUAAACAGCUCAAUGCUAACAAAAGUGGA
Messenger RNA from Drosophila montana, 1644 nucleotides. RefSeq names its product prolyl 4-hydroxylase subunit alpha-2-like. The transcript is spliced from 5 exons. Gene Ontology annotation, biological process: peptidyl-proline hydroxylation to 4-hydroxy-L-proline. NCBI's taxonomy places the organism in Eukaryota, Metazoa, Arthropoda, Insecta, Diptera, Drosophilidae. The record is from RefSeq and is a predicted model, not a curated record. Bases 869 to 1582 code for a protein of 237 amino acids. Gene Ontology annotation, cellular component: endoplasmic reticulum. Gene Ontology annotation, molecular function: iron ion binding; procollagen-proline 4-dioxygenase activity; L-ascorbic acid binding.